GCUUCGCCUCCUGGGGAUGCCAAUGCUUCUGCUGCAACGAAUACACCAUCUCAACCGUCCCCGGAGUUUCUGGCUACGGUUGUGCAAGCUGUAAAGGCUGCUCUGGCAGCGGAACAGGCUUCAGUACCUUGCCCAGCUUCUACGGCCCUGCCAAACCAAAGCUAAUCUUCGUAGACCGCUAGCCUGUCCAGUGCGUUGGCCUUUGGGGGCGUUCCCUCGCUGCUAUCUUCGCAAGCCUCCGCUUUUGCAGCUUCUGGAGCGGGCUUUGCUGCACAUUCC
Porites lobata is the source of this 279-nucleotide messenger RNA. NCBI's taxonomy places the organism in Eukaryota, Metazoa, Cnidaria, Anthozoa, Scleractinia, Poritidae. The record is from the annotation of a GenBank genome assembly.